AUGCGACCGCGCGCGAACGGGAAACAACGUGGACGAGGCACGCGGUGGGGACGCUCGAAGAGGUGUCAAGUCGUCGCCGUGGACCCGAAGAACCCGCUGGGGCGGCCGAACGCGCGAGGGAUCGUUCCGGGGAUGGGGCCGGGCGCGAGGGAGUGGCGCUUGAUACAUAAAGAGCUCAAAACAAAGUACAGGAUGCCCACGGUGUCGUCGGCGGAGUGCGCGAAGAUGAUGCGUCAAGGCGGAAAGCCCGCGACGCUGUUAGACGUACGAUUUGGACCGGAUUUCGAGCAGUGGGCGGUGCCAGGAAGUGUGAGCGUGCCGUACGUCGAGGGUGGUAUCUUGGCGAAACUUCGAUUACCGGGCUUUAAAAAGGUGAACGCGCGCUUCGUGGACGACGUCGAGCGCGCGAUUCCGGAUAAGACGACGAAGAUUAUUUUAUGCGACAUAUGGGGUGGUUCCUUAGAGCGCGAGCCACCGGAGAACAAAUCAUUCACAGAUCCGACCAAGGGCGCUGGAUCGCUUCCAGCGGCGUUCGAGCUCUAUCAGGCUGGAUACAAAAAUUUAUACCACUUGCGAGGCGGCGUCAACCAGUACUUCGAGGACUGCGAGACGAACAAAGAUUUACCCGAGCCCGACCCCAAGUCCUGGCCCGGGAAUUUGGAGUGGUUCGGGUACAGACAGUUCAACGGCAAGGAUCGCGCCAGGGGUCAGCGCGACGAUUAA
Molecule: messenger RNA, 723 nt
Organism: Ostreococcus tauri
Lineage: Eukaryota; Viridiplantae; Chlorophyta; Mamiellophyceae; Mamiellales; Bathycoccaceae
Product: Rhodanese-like domain
Exons: 1
Coding region: 1-723 (240 amino acids)
Cellular component (GO): chloroplast
Source: RefSeq, a predicted model, not a curated record